Molecule: messenger RNA, 1683 nt
Organism: Polypterus senegalus (gray bichir)
Lineage: Eukaryota; Metazoa; Chordata; Cladistia; Polypteriformes; Polypteridae
Gene: smarcd2
Product: SWI/SNF related, matrix associated, actin dependent regulator of chromatin, subfamily d, member 2
Exons: 13
Coding region: 30-1487 (485 amino acids)
Biological process (GO): regulation of transcription by RNA polymerase II
Cellular component (GO): nucleus; SWI/SNF complex
Source: RefSeq, a predicted model, not a curated record
GUCACAGAAGCAGCAGCAACUGCAGUCGGAUGGCGUCCAGGGGAGGGUACCCGAUGAGCGCGGCGCCCGGGGGUCUCCGAGUGCCCCCCAGUGUGCAGCAGAGUCCGGCAUUCCGAGCCGUGGGGCCCUCCUCCGCCUCGCCUUCCCCCUUUCAGCAGCGCCCGGGGAUGUCCCCCAGUCGUGCCAUGCCAAUGGGUUUGGGCACAAUCCCUGGGCCCUCCUUUGGAGCCGGGCCUCCCAUGAGAGCUGGCAUCCCGCAGUCUGGAAUGGAUCCUUUCCGCAAGAGGUUUCUGCAGCAGCAGCAGGGACUGGCCAACCAACGGAAGGGUCUCAAGCGACGCAAGAUGGCAGACCGAAUACUUCCUCAGCGGAUUCGAGAGUUGGUUCCUGAAUCCCAGGCCUACAUGGACCUGCUGGCCUUCGAGCGCAAACUGGACCAGACCAUCGCCCGCAAGCGCAUGGAGAUCCAGGAGGCCAUCAAGAAGCCCAUCACGCAAAAGCGCAAGCUGCGCAUCUACAUCUCGAAUACGUACACCCCGGGCAAAGCGGAGGGCGAGGAGGCAGAGGGCAUCUCGUCGUGGGAGCUCCGGGUGGAAGGGAAACUUCUGGAAGACCCAGGAAAGCAGAAGAGGAAGUUCUCGUCCUUCUUCAAGAGCCUGGUGAUCGAGCUGGACAAGGACCUCUACGGGCCCGACAACCACCUGGUGGAGUGGCAUCGCAUGCCCACCACACAGGAGACCGAUGGCUUUCAGGUGAAGAGACCCGGGGAUGUCAACGUGAAGUGCACCCUGCUGCUGAUGCUGGACCACCAGCCCCCUCAGUACAAACUGGACCCCCGCCUGGCCCGCCUGCUGGGGGUCCACACUCAGACCCGGGCGAGCAUCAUGCAGGCGCUGUGGCUCUACAUCAAGACCAACAAGCUGCAGGACGGCCACGAGAAAGAGUACAUCAACUGCAACCGCUACUUCAGACAGAUUUUUAGCUGCACGCGCAUGAAGUUCUCGGAGAUUCCCAUGAAGCUGGCCAGCCUCCUGCAGCACCCGGACCCCAUCAUCAUCAAUCACAUGAUCAGCGUGGACCCCAAUGACCAAAAGAAGACGGCCUGCUAUGACAUCGACGUCGAGGUGGAUGACCCGCUUAAGGGGCAGAUGAGCGGCUUCCUGUCCUCGACCACUAAGGACCAGGAGAUCGCGGCCCUCGAAAUGAAGAUCCACGAGACCAUCGAGUCCAUCAACCAGCUGAAGAUUCAGAGGGACUUCAUGUUGAGCUUCAGCGGGAGCCCCCAGGAGUUCAUCCAAGACUGGCUCAAGUCUCAGUGUCACGACCUCAAGCUCAUGACGGACAUCACGGGGAACGCCGAGGAGGAGAGGAGAACCGAGUUCUACGAGGCAUCCUGGGCGCAGGAGGCGGUCGGCAGGUACAUCUUCUCCAAGGUCCAGCAACGCAGGCAAGAACUGGAGCAGGUGCUGGGCAUCCGACUCACCUGAAGUCCUGCCGACGAUGACGGAGGUCUCCAUUCUCUCAUUCGCACUUGGGCUUUACUUUCGAUAUUUCCUAGAAGUUCCUGUGCCACUCUGGCGUGGGCACAGCCUUUUCUAUCUUUAGCAAUAUGGCGCUACCAUUGUGGCCUCCGGGCCGUGCUUUGUAAAACGGUGUUGGGCAAUAAAAUGGAAAGAAACCAAA